GCGCCUCACCGCGCACGUCCUUCAGAUGUUGUCCAGCGCGGUGCUGGCCGUCGUGCUGCUGCUGCCGGUCGCCCUGGCCUCGGACAGGAACUGCACCUGCCCGUCGUCACCUACCCCCGAGGACUCCCCCGUGUGCGGCAGUGACGGCCGCACGUACUCCAGCGAGUGCCAGCUGCAGUGCGCCGACCAGCCCGGACUCCACGCCGCCCACCCGGGACCGUGCAACACGACGGGGGUCGCCAGCCGCCAGCGCCGCUACACCGUGGAGUACCCGGAGUGGAGGAAAUGUGUCGACGACCGUCAGCAGUGUAACGGGAACUGCAAAGAGUGCGGCGCGGACGACUCGAAGUGCAAGACGAUGUGCACCUGGAACUGCGUGUGCGGCUGCGCGGGGCUGCCGACGGGCGGGCUGGACAGGGACUCGAACGAGCGGUCGGACCAGUGCAUGAAUGAGAGGAAGUGCACCGAGAGUAAAAGCGCUGAGUGUACGAAGAACUGUGGUGGCAAUCAGUUCUGUAGGAACUUGUGCCACAUGGACUGGGUGAGGUGCGGCUGCAGCUGCGUCCAGCACGUGGCAGACACCAGGACAAGUACCACCGCAGCGCCUACAAGUACCACCACAGCGCCUACAAGUACCACCGCAGCGCCUACAAGUACCACCACAGCGCCUACCACCAGUACCACCACAGCGCCUACAAGUACCACCACAGCACCUACAAGUACCACCACAACGCCUACCACAAGUACCACCACAGCGCCUACGACAAGUACGACCACCCCGCCUGCGACGAGCAGCAGCGCCACUGCCGCAACGAACAGCACC
Molecule: messenger RNA, 823 nt
Organism: Frankliniella occidentalis (western flower thrips)
Lineage: Eukaryota; Metazoa; Arthropoda; Insecta; Thysanoptera; Thripidae
Product: mucin-2-like
Exons: 3
Molecular function (GO): protein binding
Source: RefSeq, a predicted model, not a curated record